GCUAAUCUGAAGGCCACACAUCAUAUGCCGAAGGUCGUCGGUAUGUAACAAUAAUGAAAAUAGUUACAUGUGACGUUACUAACGUGAGUCUGUCUUACUUAAUGCAGGGAAGCAAAUAGUAAUUGUAUUGGAAGGAGCCCUACGUAGUAUGAGACUGCAGAGCUGUGGAUAAAACUGUUUUGUAACAACAAAACUACAAUGAAGUAUCUGUGAGGAAAUGACAAGUCCAGAGUGGAUUAUGUCGAAUCAGGUAAAAUGCCCCAAGCAAUCAACAAAAAAGAAAUAAUAGGGAUCUUUCGUUAAAAAUUGAGGGAAAACAGUGAGGCAAAGCGCCGAAACGUCUUCUUUUUCAUCGGCUCCUCCUUUUCCCGUGUAUACACGGAUUGGUUUUUAAGUUAUGGCUUGAUGAUGAUUUUCAGUGAAUACAAUAACAUAGUUAUGAUAAGUCUGGUAUGGUUUAUAUAUAAUCAUGUACAGCGACAAAAGUAGGGGAAAUAAAGAGAAUACUCUGUUAGAAACUAAGGGGUAAACAAUGGGGUAAUGCGCUAAGACGUCUACUUUUCCAUCGUCUCGUUAGAUUUGUCUUUAGGUUAUGGCUUGAUGGUGAUUUCCAGUAAAUGCCAUUUAUGCUUUUUCAUCACUGAUAUUGUCGCUAACUCAGCUUUUCCAGUGCCGACUCAUCUCACUUAUCUACUGAAUUACCUGGUCUGAAUAUUCAACUAGAGGUACGUAACCAAUUUAUGACCUCUACUCAGGUUAAUAUUUUAAAGCGCUUACAAAUUUUGAUUGGAAUAUUUAGUGAAAGGCAGGUUUCCUAUUUCAUGAGAUUUAAAGUGUGACUUCAUGUCGUUGUGGUUAACCAGUCAGCGUCUGUUGAUAUAUGUACGUCGUGUAUGGAGCGAUAAGACAAUGUAAUUUAGUCAUAAGCUUUAGUAAAAGAAUAUUUAAAUUGUUUAUAAGUUUGAGAUUCAUUACACAUAUACGGUAUUGUGAUGUUUUAAAAAUGAGUUGGUUGUGAAGAAUUUCUUCACUGAAUCACGUCUUUCUUGUGACCUAACCUGUGUGUUUAAAUUAAUACUGAGUCUACCGUAAAAUGUCACGUAUCUGCAUAGGACCAGUCCCAAUUUUUUACAGUCACUUAUCAACGACCGAUUAUAGUGAUGAUUUGUAGAAUGAGAAGGGAUUUUGUCUCGAUAUUUGAUAUAGAAUGGUAAUCACAACAUAUGCCUGCAUAAUAGAUUGUAGAUCACCAACAUAGAUGAUCUUUGUCGAAAUGAUUGGAGGCCUACUCGAGUUAGACGCGAAUGGUGUGAUAAAGUAGCUAACGUCGAAGUCACACCUCGUGGUCAGCACCUUACGUGGACUACCCCAUUGACGUAUCAAGGUACCAUAGAUGCUUUGAAGACUGUACAACACAGAGGACGUUAUUACAGAAAUAUAUUAGUUAAGGUAGAUACAAGCCAAAGUAAGACCACUACCGCAUGGGCCAGUCCAUGGCGUAUGAUUAAACUAAUGCGCGUUGCUUGUACAUGACCUUGGCAGGGAGCGAUGAUCUGUUCGACAUUCAGUGGUACAACUGCCGGAUGAUUUGGCUAGGGCUCAGUGACAUUUCACUGGCCCUACAAGAUGAAAUUCUCAUGCUAUAUUUGGUACUCAAAUGAUAAAGAACAUAACAGUUCUCCAUGUACAUGUGUUCUUCCUUUGAGGAAUAAUGUAGUGAUGAAUAUUAGAAAGUAAUUCACUAAAUGAAGAUUCACAACACUUAUUUCAACCGAAUUGUUGUUUGGACCAGUAAUUAAUAUAGUUUAGGUAGUCACCAUUCUUCGUUAUCUUGUAAUAAAUCAUUAGAAAAUUUUCCAAACCUAAUCAAUCUAAAUACAGGAAUAUACACAUCAUUAUAGUCUCGAUUUCGAACUUCUUUUGUAGAACAUGGUUGAGAAGACUGAGGAUUUGGAUAAUUUGGCUAAUGAUUUGGAGCACAUUCUGUCUGAUAGUUUGCGACAUGUAGAUGGCGAUUUCAAUUAUGAGUUGUCUUUCACUGCUUUAUCUGAUCUCGAUACUCGAUUCAUGCUAAUGCUCGACAAGAGUAUGAUGCCUCAGUCCAACACAGACCAUUUCAGACCUGUUAAGAAUGCCUGGGUGAAGUUUGCCGCAAUGGCCUCUGCAUACGUCUACAAAAAUGUUGGUGAGUCGGUUUCCAAACCCCUUCGAAAAUGGCUGGCGAAUGCUGCCAGUGCUGCGAUUCUCGCUGGACUACUUGCAGAAGUGCCCGAAUCGUCGGAUUCAAAUGAACGAUCUGCUUCUGAUGGAGAAACACCUGUCGAAAAUAUCUCCACACCUGACAGAGUAGUGGAGAAUCGUCAAGAUGGUGCCUGGUACUAUGGCCGAUGGACCGUUGACAAUGUUGCAAGCGGUUGUGAAAUGGUGGAUGUGAUCGAUGCUGAAAUGACAGAUGCAUGUAUUCGAGUGAUGAUUGCUGCUGUUGUUAAUUAUUUCCAGGAGAACAGAUUUGCUCCGUGUGGUUUGUUGAGAGACAGUUAUGCAUGUGCGAUACUGAGAAGUGAUCUAAUGGAUAGGUAUGGGUUGACAGACGAACAUGAUAAAAUCGAAGCGAUGCGUAUUACUGGUAGUUGGGUCUCGAAACUGUAUGUGUUUCACAUGGCGACGAAGCAUCGUGAUUUGGAACACCCAAUCAGACCUAUAAAUAAUGUUGGUUUGGUACGUCCUCUGAAACUAGAUAUCAGUCAGUAUUUCGAGGACUUGACAGCUAGAUUUAUCCGUACACGAAUCGCACAUCAGAUUGCCAGUCGGAUGGUGCGAUCUGUGUGUAUAGUGUUUUUCGAAGAUUUGAGAGAAUUGAUUGAGUUGCGGAAGCUGUACCGUCAAAUAUCCGGUGAUCCAUUUUAUUACCACACUGACUGUGAAUAUUUGACGAAUUCAUCUCGACCGUCAGUCAGUGACAAGAUGAGUAGUAUAUUUGGUCGAUUGGUCACCUAUUUGAGUGUUUUUGAGCCGAAUAGUGAACUGUUUGAUUAUCCCCAGUUGAAGAUGAAUGGUAGAACUCAAGAACAACACUAUGUUGAUUACAGUGAGAACUGGAAGAAGGUACUGAAGACGAUUUAUGCAGACUUGUGUAUGUCGAAGCAAAAUAUAGGGUUCGGCGAAAUGAAAGACUUUUGAGAGAAUGUUGGAAUGAAUAUGGUAUCGAGUCAGAUAAAUCGAAUUAUCUUUUUCGAUAUUCACGGAUUGAUUAGAAAUUAUGUUUACUCAUUAACAACUCGAGAUUAAAACUUUGUUAUUAACAAAGUGCAAUAUUUUUCUUUUCAUUCAUAAAAUCUAUUUAUUUCACUAGUGAUGUUGCUUUAUGUCUUCACUUUGAUUUUGUUAACAUAUAGGUAAUUG
Molecule: messenger RNA, 3402 nt
Organism: Schistosoma bovis
Lineage: Eukaryota; Metazoa; Platyhelminthes; Trematoda; Strigeidida; Schistosomatidae
Source: the annotation of a GenBank genome assembly